AUGAGCUCCUGUACGCUGCCCAAGAAACUUGACGCCUGAUGGGACGGGACGGAACUUAGGGACACCAGCUGAUGCGAUUUAUCUCCAGUGAAACAAUUCAUUCGAAAUGUGCGCGCCGCGAAGACGAUUGCGGACGAGCGAGCCGUCGUACAGAAAGAGAGUGCAGCAAUACGAAACAGCUUCAGGGAGGAGAGUCAUAAUUCAGACUUGCGGUAUGGUCCGGUCAAAUGAAGGAAACAUUGUGGACAAUGCGCUCAUUCAAUGGCAGGCGGAAUAAUGUCGCCAAACUGCUAUACCUCUUCACUCUGGGUGAGCGGACACACUUUGGCCAAAUUGAAUGUCUGAAGCUGCUGGCGUCGCCGCGCUUUGCGGACAAGCGGUUGGGUUAUUUGGGGACGAUGCUGCUGCUAGACGAAAACCAAGAGGUCUUGACGCUAGUCACUAACUCGUUGAAAAAGUGAGGCUCAUUGCGAAUUCAUUUAGACACGCCAAGCUAACGGGUGCUAGUGACCUCAAUCACAGCAACCAGUACAUUGUAGGGCUCGCCCUCUGCACAUUAGGAAACAUUGCCUCGAUCGAGAUGUCGCGCGACCUUUUCCCCGAAGUCGAAACAAUACUGUCCUCUUCAAACCCGUACAUUCGAAGAAAGGCGGCUCUCUGCGCGAUGAGAAUAUGUCGAAAGGUACCAGACCUGCAGGAGCACUUUUUAAACAAGGCGAAGCUAUUGCUCAACGACCGUAACCAUGGUGUACUACUCAGCGGCCUGACCCUUGUCAUUAGCAUGUGCGAGGCUGAUGAGGAAGAAGGAGGGGAGAUGGGCGUCGUGGAAAUGUACAGACCGAUUACUGGCAGUUUAGUGAAGGUGCUGAAAGCUCUUUCCCAGUCUGGAUAUGCGCCGGAGCAUGAUGUUACGGGUAUCACAGACCCGUUCUUACAGGUCAAGAUAUUGAGGCUAUUGAGAGUGCUGGGAAGAGGGGAUCCCCAGACGAGCGAACAGAUCAACGACAUCCUGGCUCAAGUUGCGACCAAUACCGAAGCAUCCAAGAAUGUUGGCAACUCGAUUCUUUACGAGGCCGUACUGACCAUCUUGGACAUAGAGGCUGAUUCUGGACUGCGCGUACUUGGCGUGAACAUACUCGGAAAGUUCCUCACCAACAAGGAUAACAACAUUCGAUAUGUGGCAUUGAACACACUCUUGAAAGUCGUUGCAAUUGAGCCGAAUGCGGUGCAAAGGCAUCGAAACACAAUACUGGAUUGUCUUCGGGACCCAGAUAUCAGUAUUCGCAGGCGAGCUUUGGACUUGAGUUUUACUCUGAUCAACGAGUCAAACGUGCGAGUUCUGAUCAGAGAAUUGCUUGCCUUCCUGGAAGUGGCAGACAACGAGUUCAAGCCGAUCAUGACGAGCCAGAUCGGUAUUGCUGCAGAUCGAUUCGCCCCCAACAAGCGAUGGCACGUCGACACUAUGCUGCGCGUGUUAAAGCUCGCCGGCAACUACGUCAAGGAGCAGAUUUUGUCAUCUUUCGUUCGCCUCAUUGCAACCACGCCAGAAUUGCAGACGUAUUGUGCUCAAAAGCUCUACGCUGCAUUGAAAGACGACAUUAGUCAAGAAGGGCUCAAUCUCGCAGGCGCGUGGGUCAUUGGGGAGUACGGCGACGCCCUCCUUCGAGGCGGUUCAUACGAAGAGGAGGAGCUUGUGAAAGAGGUCAAAGAGAACGAAAUAGUAGACCUCCUCACAGCCAUCCUCAACUCGAGCUAUGCUGGUCAAAGCGUUACGGAGUAUAUUAUUACCGCUGCUAUAAAGCUUACAACUCGCCUUCAGGACCCGGGACAGAUCGACAAAUUAAGAAGACUUCUACUAAGCCGGCAAGCAGAUCUUGACGUGGAAGUUCAGCAACGAUCCGUCGAGUAUGGUAAUCUUUUUGGCUACGAUCAGGUACGACGCGGUGUACUCGAGCGGAUGCCUCCGCCUGAGAUUCGCGAAGAACAGCGAGUACUUGGCGAAGCAACGCACAAGUCAAAGCGGCAAAGCAAAGUACCUGCGAAGAAGAAGCCCAGCCAGAUCACGGAACAGGAUAUGCUCCUUGACCUCAUGGGUGGGGACUCGAGCAUGCCUACGGCCGACAUGAGCGCCACAAUGAACGGUUCGCAAAGCAACAACGCAGAUCUGCUCGCCGACAUACUUGGUGGUAACGAUGCAGCGUCAUCGCCUGUCUCACAGUCCACUUCUGCGGCACCCAACGGUCAGCCGAGACCACAGAGCAACAUGGAUUCGAUCAUGGAUCUCUUUGGAGGCUCACAACCUUCUACCGCUCAGACUCCGUCUGCAAUGCCAAGCUCGUCCGCAUCCAAUGACAUGCUUGGCGGCUUUGGUGGAGCCCCUUGGCAACCGCAGCAACAAGUUCACACUGCAUACAACAAAAACGAUCUGCACAUCACCUUUGGAGUCCAGCGUGACUCACAGGCUGUGCAAGUCAAGGCCAAUUUCCGCAACUUAAGCAACUUUGACACCCUAAGUGCACUCAAUCUUCAAGCUGCGGUACCCAAGACACAGAAACUGCAGCUACAAGCUAUCAGCUCAUCGGGGCUUGAGGGAGGACAAGAAGCCACACAGCAAAUGCGUAUCACCAGUGUGCAGGGAGUAAGUGGACACGCAAGUCCCAGUUCUAUGCUUUUCACUAACAAGACACUAGACUCCUCCAGCGAAGCUGCGAUUACGCCUGAAGAUCACAUACGUCAAGGAUGGCGGCGCUCCCGUCACUGAGCAAGUGGAUUGGUCUGAACCGACGUAG
Lecanosticta acicola is the source of this 2789-nucleotide messenger RNA. Lineage: Eukaryota; Fungi; Ascomycota; Dothideomycetes; Mycosphaerellales; Mycosphaerellaceae. The record is from the annotation of a GenBank genome assembly.